AUGUCGCGACGGAAGCAGGCGAAGCCCCAGCACAUCAACUCCGAGGAGCAGCCCCCAGAUGCUGCAAGUGGGAGUCCACAAGACGUCCCAGGUGACAGAGAUGGUGAAAUGAGUUCCAAAAGGUGUCGCACGGAGGAAACCAAGAUUUGUGAGAAAUGCUGUGCAGAAUUCUUUGAUCUCUCUGAAUUCCUUGAGCAUAAGAAAAAUUGCACUAAAAAUCCACCUGUUCUAAUCAUGAAUGACAGUGAGGGAACAGUACCCCCUGAAAGCUUCUCUGAAGCUUCUCUAGGGAGCUUUCCAAGUGAUCGAAUGGACAGCAGGACACGCAAGGACGUUCAGGCAAAGGGCUGCACUGCCUCUAUGGAAAAGAGAGAAGGAAAAAUGGAUGCUGAUUCAGUAGGAGGAAUGUACCUUAAAAUAGAACCUCCCAUCACACCUGCAGCUCCUGGGCUAAGCUAUCUACCAAAAUCUAAAGUACCGAACACUAAUGUGACUUUGCAGACGAUACGUGGCACUAAAGUGGCUGUGAACCAGCGGACCUCGGAUGCCAUUUCUUCUUCAGCAGCCAGUUUUAAUGCUAUCCCCAUGAUCCUGGAGCAGCUCGUGUGUUUGCAACAGCAGCAACUUCAGCAAAUUCAGUUGACGGAGCAGAUUCGCAUUCAGAUUGCCAUGAUGGCUCCCCAUGCGCUGCAUCCUUCUAUAGCAGCUGCUACUGAUCCACUCAAAGCUCUGGGCGCUCACAUGUCUCAGCAGCUGUCGGCUGCUGUUGCUUUAAUUGGACAAAAAGCUGGAAGCCAGAGCCUAUCACUGGAAUCCUUGAAGCAAGGAAAACUACCUCAUUCUAACACUGGCAUUGCAGCUGCCAGCUCGCUGGCUGCUGGGCUGUCCUCCUCCUUCCCUUUGAAGCCGGAGGCAAGCAGAAGCCUUCCAGGCUCCAUUUCUCGCUUCCAGAAUCCUUUGCUACCUCAGUCCUCCAACUCUGUCAUCUUCCAAAAUCCACUAACAGCUGUUUCUUCUGUGAUAGAUUCCUCAAAGAAGGGGAAGGGAAAACCUCCCAACAUUAGCGUGUCUGAAAGCAAACCAAGCGCAGAGGAGCCAUUCUUCAAACACAAGUGUAAAUUCUGUGGCAAGGUCUUUGGCAAUGACAGCGCCCUGCAGAUUCACCUGCGUUCCCACACUGGUGAAAGACCUUACAAGUGUAACAUUUGUGGGAACCGCUUUACGACCAAAGGAAACCUUAAAGUGCAUUUUCAACGUCACAGAGACAAAUAUCCCCACAUAAAGAUGAAUCCUUACCCGGUUCCUGAGCACCUGGACAAUGUUCCCACUAGCACUGGAAUCCCAUAUGGGAUGUCUGUGCCACUGGAUGAGUCUAACUUAAUUGUGGAUAGCAAACCUCUUCUAACAACUCUGCCUACCUCUGCAGCCACCAGUGCACCUCAGAGCAUCACCAAUCUAGCAGGCAUUAAGGAGUCUCUGCCUGGUACGUUCUCAAGUGACCUGCAGUCAAGGCCUUCUCCAGAAAGCGAAGCAGGCUCUUCCUCAUCAGGGGCAGUGGGUCAUGAAUCGGGAACAGAGCAGAGCUUAAGUUCACCACAAGCUACCUGCAGCAUGAGCAUCUUCCAUGUAGGUGGGCCAAAUGAGCAAAGCUCCGAAACAUCAAAACUUCAGCAACUGGUUGAAAACAUUGACAAAUCCACUGCUGACCCCAACGAGUGCCUGAUCUGUCACAGAGUGCUGAGCUGCCAGAGUUCACUCAAAAUGCAUUAUCGUACUCACACUGGAGAGAGGCCGUUCAAAUGUAAAAUCUGUGGCCGUGCCUUCUCCACUAAAGGGAAUCUUAAAACCCAUUAUGGUGUCCACCGGGCCAAUACUCCUUUAAAGAUGCAACAUUCGUGUCCUAUUUGCCAGAAGAAGUUUACGAAUGCAGUUGUGUUGCAGCAGCACAUCCGCAUGCACAUGGGAGGACAAAUCCCCAAUACACCGAUGCCAGAGAACACCUGUGACAGUACUGACAUGGACCCUGCUGUGGCUGAGAAGAAUGGAGACAUCAGUCGCCCAGAUGACACCGUGGAAAGCAUAGAGAUGGAAGAGGAUCUGGACUCUCAGGAUGUCCCAAGGAGUUCUUCAAAACCUCCUACCCCAUAUGAUGCACAAUCGGAAUUGACAGCCACAGCAGCCACCUUCUCUGGUAUUGCAGCACUGGAGAAUCAAAUGAAGAUUGUCAAUUCUACUUUAAACUUGCAGCGGCAGAGUAGUUUGAAGUCUAGUGACAAUGGCUCAGCAGAAAGUGAUGGCAUGACAAAUGAUUCAUCUUCUGUGGCAGGAGAUCCAGAUUACCAGAAUGGCAGGAGUCCUGCUGCCUCUGAGUCUGCCUCACUCCAGGCUCUAUCCCCAGCCAACAGCCAAGCUGAGAGCGUAAGAUCGAAGUCACCUACCAUCAACAAUCAAGAAGAUACAGGCACAGGGAAUAAAUUAGAGGGUUCUGAGAACACUUCUGCAGAAAUGGAAGGGGUUGUUGGUGCUUUGGAUUUAACUUACGGCAAUAUUGGUCGAAAGGUCAUUAAAGAAGAGCCUGGGUUGCAGUUUGCAAAUGGAGAAUAUGGUCGAAGUAGUAUUCCAGCUGCUUUUGUUAGAGGCCCACCACCCCUUAUAAAAAUGGAGAUGCAUGGUGAGCGUCCCAUUAGCACUAGCCAUUUCAUUGGCCCACCAGCUCUCUCCCCUGGUGUUGCCCCUCUCCUCGUGCCACGGCCAAAAUUCUGCCGUCCUGCCAAACAGCACAUCUGCACUACGUGUGGGAAGAACUUCUCCUCUGCCAGUGCCCUUCAGAUCCAUGAACGGACCCAUACUGGUGAAAAGCCAUUUGCCUGCACCAUCUGUGGGAGAGCCUUUACAACAAAAGGAAACCUGAAGGUCCAUGUAGGAACUCACAUGUGGAAUAACUCUGCCAGGCGAGGAAGAAGGCUUUCUAUUGACAACCCCAUGGCUCUGCUGGGGAAUGAUCCCAAGAAGGUAUCUGAAAUGUUUCCAAAGGAUAUAAUGCCUUCUUCAGUGAGCAUUGACCCCACAGUAUGGAAUCAGUAUGCAGCGGUACUCAGCAAUGGCAUAGCAAUGAAGACUAACGAGAUCUCGGUGAUCCAGAGCGGUGGCUUACCUACCCUGCCAGUCACCAUCGGGGGUGGUUCAGCAAUAAAUACUGCUACAGUCUCCAAAAUUGAUGGGACCCAGUCUGGGACUGGUUCUGAUACAGAGAAGGCCAGUGGUGCUGCUGCAGACAAUGUGCCAAAACACCAGUUCCCUCACUUCAUUGAGGAGAACAAAAUUGCUGUUAGUUAA
Messenger RNA from Indicator indicator, 3336 nucleotides. It is a transcript of the gene SALL4, whose product is annotated as spalt like transcription factor 4. The record is from RefSeq and is a predicted model, not a curated record. Bases 1 to 3336 code for a protein of 1111 amino acids. NCBI's taxonomy places the organism in Eukaryota, Metazoa, Chordata, Aves, Piciformes, Indicatoridae. Gene Ontology annotation, biological process: regulation of transcription by RNA polymerase II. The transcript has 4 exons. Gene Ontology annotation, cellular component: nucleus. Gene Ontology annotation, molecular function: RNA polymerase II cis-regulatory region sequence-specific DNA binding; DNA-binding transcription factor activity, RNA polymerase II-specific.